UUUCGUUACGUCACCCCAAACGUCACCUCAUAUGUCCUCUAUUACGAAAAUAACCUGAAAUGUUUUCGAUUUAUCGUUUUUAUCUGAAGUAAUAUUAUUACUUAGUGAUAGAUAAGUUUUCGAUAUUUAUUCCCAUAUAGUCUUAUUUAUUUUAUAAGAUGUCGGGGCGAAAUACGCUGUAAUCGAAACAUGUCAUAUAUAAAAGUGCUACACUGCACGUUAUGCCUAAAGCAAGGCAAAAAUGGCUUUCCUGCUAAAUCUUAUCUGCUAAAAAUCGGAAAUGGCACUAUAUCACACCAACUGGCCAGAAUAUCAACAUCCCACUGCUGGAAAAGCAAACUGCCAAUCACAACACAAACAACUGCAACAGUUAAGAGUAAAAAUGUACCCCAAGAUACAAGAGUAUGGAAGGAAACGCCAUCCCAUGACAGGAAAAAUAAUGUGGGGCAGUAUUGUAUGAUGCUAUCCAAAUUUCGGUUGACUUCACUAGUGGUAAUGACAUCGAUGGCAGGCUAUGCGCUAGCACCGGCGCCGUUCGAGCUGACAACGUUCGCGCUAUGCGCGGCCGGAACGGGGCUGGUGUCCGCCGCCGCCAACUCCAUUAACCAGUACCACGAGGUGCCGUUCGACGCGCAGAUGUCCAGGACCAAGAACCGGGUGCUUGUUAAGGGGUUAUUGGAGCCAACACAUGCAAUUAGUUUUGCAGCAAUGACAAGCAUGACAGGCAUAAGUCUGUUGUAUUUUGGAGUCAACCCUUUGACGGCAGCCCUUGGCGCGGGCAAUUUGAUACUCUACACAUCUGUCUACACUCCCAUGAAAAGGAUGUCCAUACUGAACACUUGGUUGGGAUCAGUUGUGGGUGCUAUACCGCCUCUAAUGGGCUGGGCGGGAUGCACGGGCAGUUUAGACAUUGGUGCUUUAAUCCUAGGAGUCAUAUUGUAUUCGUGGCAGUUCCCCCAUUUCAACGCACUUUCGUGGAACUUGCGACCGGACUACUCACGCGCCGGAUACAGAAUGAUGGCUGUCACUGACCCUGCGCUAUGCAGAAGAGUGGCUCUCAGACACACGGCUGUGAUUACCGCAACUUGCCUCGCGUCGCCCUACCUCGGCGUCACGAAUAAUUGGUUCGCACUGGAAUCACUGCCACUCAAUAUUUAUUUUAUGUACUUAGCAUGGGAAUUCUACAAGAAAUCAGACAGCGCCAGUUCAAGGAAACUGUUCCGCUUCUCCCUCAUACACCUUCCGGCAUUAAUGUUACUUAUGCUUGUCAACAAGAAAUAUUGGAGCUCGAGUGACACUCAGGAGCAAACUGAGAUUACUAAGCCGCAAGACCUAGCCAAGUUACCAGAUUCUAAGAGGAUCACCGUCCUGCCCAGAGGGCCGGUCGUCGCGGCACAAGACGCCGAAACACCAAUAAACUAAACUCUACAUGUUGCGUAGAUAGUAUUGUUUUUGUAAAUAAUGUACAAUUUAAUUGUGAUUUUUAGUGCGCUUGUAAGUUAUUUGAACACACGUGUGUUGUGUUAUAAUCGCAGAACAAUCGAUACACUUCGUAGACGCUUUACCGCAAUUUUGUGAAAUAGGAGGCAAAUUCUUGGUCUUCCAAGUUUUCUUUUUUUUCCUCCCCAUUAUAUACUGCCACUUAGUACAAUGGGUAGAGCAAGGUGAAAAGAAAUGGAAUUUAAAUUGUGGUUUUCAUACAAAUACUUCUACUCAAAAAUAUAUAUCAUACUACUUGAAAUGUCUUCUACUGAAAAAUCAAUAUUCUUAACUGAUAAUCCACUUAUGUAUUUGUGUUGUAAUCUUAUUAAAAUUUGGUAUCUUUUCACCUUUUAUCUGUUUGUAAUGAUUUUAUUUUGAAGAUGCAACAUAAAAAAAGAUGGUAUCGCUAUUCAAAAAAAUUGCUGUGGUGACAUUAGCUUAUAUUAAAUUUCUGCUUAUGUUUUCAAAGAUUUAUGAUUCCAUAAACAAAAAAAUAUCUACAAAUGUUGGCUAUGAACUUUAUGUUAAUUUAUAAACAUUUUAAAUUAUUCUUACAGUGUGGUUUUACAAAUCUAAAACCAGUUGUAUCAUGUGCUGUGAUUAAAACAUGUGUAAUUAAUAUUUCCAUAGAUCAAUAAAAUAGUUCAUAUGAACAUAAUGACUCAGGAAUAAAUGAAAAUACGCAGAUAUAAA
Messenger RNA from Manduca sexta (tobacco hornworm), 2175 nucleotides. It is a transcript of the gene Cox10, whose product is annotated as protoheme IX farnesyltransferase, mitochondrial. Gene Ontology annotation, cellular component: mitochondrion; membrane. The record is from RefSeq and is a predicted model, not a curated record. Gene Ontology annotation, molecular function: protoheme IX farnesyltransferase activity. The transcript is spliced from 8 exons. Gene Ontology annotation, biological process: heme biosynthetic process. Lineage: Eukaryota; Metazoa; Arthropoda; Insecta; Lepidoptera; Sphingidae. Bases 190 to 1422 code for a protein of 410 amino acids.